Messenger RNA from Fopius arisanus, 1680 nucleotides. Its product is annotated as homeobox protein Nkx-2.5. Gene Ontology annotation, biological process: regulation of transcription by RNA polymerase II; cell differentiation. Gene Ontology annotation, cellular component: nucleus. The record is from RefSeq and is a predicted model, not a curated record. The transcript is spliced from 4 exons. Gene Ontology annotation, molecular function: DNA-binding transcription factor activity, RNA polymerase II-specific; RNA polymerase II cis-regulatory region sequence-specific DNA binding. Bases 101 to 1150 code for a protein of 349 amino acids. Lineage: Eukaryota; Metazoa; Arthropoda; Insecta; Hymenoptera; Braconidae.
CUCCGGGUGCGUGUUGAGUUUCAAUGUCACUGUACAUCGAUUAAAUUUUCACUUUUGGAGUUACUAGAAGGAUUAAAAACGGGGGAGAAAAAUUACUCCGAUGAUUGGUGGCAAUAAUUUUCAAUAUAUCGGUGAAAAUCAGGCUAAACUCCAGAGGAUGGCGAUGGGUUACGAUGACUACUAUGACUCCUCCUGGCACCUGAUCCCACCUGAUUACGUUUCCAACGAGGAUGACUACAGACUGCUGGAGACCAUGAAAAUGCCAGUGGCAACCAGAACUAGCUCGGGAUUCAAUAUUAAUGACAUUCUCCAGCUGAAUGAGGCCAAACCACCAGCACCGGAGGACAGCAAUGGAACCCCGACAACUCUACCAUCCCCAAGUGAACUGCCGUCGGCAUACCAGCAAUUCCUGGAGCACACCUCAGCAAUUCUCCCUGGUCUGCACAGUAACCUCCGAGGAAGUCUGCCGCCGCCUCCACCACCGCCACCCCCAGGACUACCACCACCAGGUCUCCUAGGCUGGCCGACGGGUCCGAUUCUGCCUGUAUCAAUGCCACAGACUCUCGCCGAAAUGACCGUUCACCAACAACAACAGAGCCAGCAACAGCAGCCGGACUCGACGAGUCCAACAAUUUCCGACUUGUCAUUCCCCUCUCACCAAGACAAUGGCAAUGAAUCAUCGAAAGACGAGGAGCAGGACUUCGAGGAGAUGGAGGAGCAUCAGUUGGAUGACAGGAAUGAUGAGAACGACAAGCGAUCGCAUGACCCCAACGAUUCGUCUCACUGUAGCAAGAAGCAGAGGAAACGUCGGGUGUUAUUUUCAAAAGCCCAGACUUAUGAGUUGGAGAGACGAUUCAGACAGCAGAGGUAUCUUAGUGCACCGGAGAGGGAGCAUUUGGCUUCUAUCAUCUGUUUGACACCGACACAGGUGAAGAUUUGGUUUCAGAAUCACAGGUACAAGACGAAACGCGCACAGAAUGAGAGGGUGGAGGCUGGUGGCAGUGGAUGCUCACCGAGAAGAGUUGCUGUUCCGGUUCUGGUGAGGGAUGGAAAACCAUGCCCAUCAAAAUUAAUUGACUCUGGUUAUCCCAGUGGUGCUGGACAGGUAUCCAUGGGUGCGCCAUACAUGCAGAAACCUUACUGGUGGUGAAAAUCAGUUCUCAUCAUCUGUUUUUAUCAGAGAUACUAUCACAAUUUGUGCAAGUGAACGUUGGAGAGUCAUCUGUGACAUAAGUAUUGUAUUUGUAAUAUCAUUCAGAUUAUCUGUCCCGGCACACCGCAAUUUCAUGACGACUUGUGUAAUUGCGUUAUCGCCUUGGUAGGACAAGGACGGCACAAUUUUUAUAUCUCGCUGAUAAUUCGGAGAUUGAGCUACUUUUUUUUUUUCUCGUCUACUGGGGAACACGUGUAUGGAAUCACGAAAAAAAAUUUUGACAACCUCUGGGGGUCACACAAUGGGACAAAUCCAAGUGAAAUUCAAAUUAUAUCAUGCGAAAUUGCGAUGGGUGAUCAGUCGAAAUAUUAGGUUUAGGAUGAUCGAAAAGUGGGACUUAUCGAUCCAGAGUUUUAUGGUGAUGUUCGCAAUUCUCGUUAACUUAUAUCACGAUAAGUAUUUAUUGUAGCAGGUUGUAUAUAUGUACAUUAUGUAUGAUAAUAGUGAAAUAUAAUAUAUAACCGCAG